Molecule: messenger RNA, 1305 nt
Organism: Micropterus salmoides (largemouth bass)
Lineage: Eukaryota; Metazoa; Chordata; Actinopteri; Centrarchiformes; Centrarchidae
Product: lactose-binding lectin l-2-like
Exons: 1
Coding region: 257-745 (162 amino acids)
Molecular function (GO): signaling receptor activity
Source: RefSeq, a predicted model, not a curated record
UCCAAGUCUUUUCUGAAGAUGUGUUUCGCUAAUUAAUAAAUUAUAGGUUUUAUGUGAUAUCUACAGGUGAGCUUGUGGUCUUUUUGGCUUAUGUUCAGAUGUCGUGUAGUUGUGAACAAGUGAAUGUGUUUGCCAAGUGUAUUUGACCAAUGAUAUUGCACCAACAGUGUAGACACCCUUUCUGAAGCAUAUAAAAGAAAGUGACCUAGAUGUGUAGUUGACAUACUCUAACGACUUUUGAGACUCUGACACCAACAUGCUGUUGUUCCUCUUCUUGUUUGGUCUGGCUCUGGGUGCUGAAUCUCCUUCAGAAGACCAACAAGUGAUGCUACGGCGUGGCAACUGUCCCAUGUUCUGGUACAGCUUCAACGGCCGCUGUUACAAAUAUGUCGCCACACGUUUGACCUGGGCUGAUGCAGAGCUCUACUGUGUGUCACAGAGAGCCAACCUGGUGUCCAUCCACAGUCAGCCGGAACAGAAUUUCAUCAAAACUCUGAUCAAGAACUUUGACCACGCUGAGGGAAGAAGCUGGAUCGGACUCAGUGAUAUCCAUAAAGAAGGCAGAUGGAUGUGGUCUAAUGGUUGCGCAGUGAACUUUGUCUUUUGGAAUGCCGGACAGCCAGACAACUAUGGAAAAAAUGAACACUGUGUUCACAACAACUAUGGUCCAAACCUCAAAUGGAAUGAUCUGUCAUGUUCUGUAACUUAUCCCUCUGUUUGUGCAUCUCGCAUAACCUGUCCUUAGUAACUGGGAUAGUUAUAUGUCUGAUUCACUCUCACUUUCACCUGUGGUCUGUAAGCCUCCACAAUAGGAUACCAAUGUAUACUUUUCGUGUGUGUGUGUGUGUGUGUAAAGAAGUCAUUUCACUAACCUUCAUUUUGUGUGCGUGUAAUUUGGGAACAACAUAGAUUUAAUGUUUCGUCUUAAUCACAAGGACACUUCUUAUCCAGUAGGAUGUUUAUCUAAUCACAUUCACAUUCAUGCACAUCUCAAAAUGUAUUAAAUACUAGUAUCAAAAUAAAAAAAUACACCCAACAGCUUCAACGGCCGCUGCUAUGUCGAUGUGGUCUGAUAGGUCUGAAGUUGAAUUUGUCUUUUGGUAUGCAGGUCAGCCAGAUAACUGAAGGAAGUGAAGUCUGUGGAAACAACACAGAUUUGAAAUGGAUGUUAUUUUUGUUUGUGCACCUCACAGUUUGUCCAUCUCACAGUUUGUCCUUACCAACUGGGAAGGUCAUGUCUAAUAAUAAUGUUGUUUUACACAAGUUCAAAAUACUUUUGAAUUUCCACUAAAUAAUUUGAGCCAC